Molecule: messenger RNA, 823 nt
Organism: Salvelinus namaycush (lake trout)
Lineage: Eukaryota; Metazoa; Chordata; Actinopteri; Salmoniformes; Salmonidae
Product: golgin subfamily A member 6-like protein 6
Exons: 2
Coding region: 136-762 (208 amino acids)
Source: RefSeq, a predicted model, not a curated record
GUGUUGUAACGUAUUAGUACUGGCAGCCCCUAACAGUGAUGGACAACAGGCAGACAGAUGUUAACCUGGACCUGGCUGGUUACUGCUCUCCUCUGACAGAACUACUCUCCUUCUAACUGAGACCAGCUCCACAGAAUGCUGAGCCCCAUUGCCCCCUAUAAGCUGGUGUCCAUGUGGUCAGAGCAACAACACAUCCCAGAGCUGGUGUCCAUGUGGUCAGAGCAACAACACAUCCUAGAGCUGGUGUCCAUGUGGUCAGAGCAACAACACAUCCCAGAGCUGGUGUCCAUGUGGUCAGAGCAACAACACAUCCCAGAGCUGGUGUCCAUGUGGUCAGAGCAACAACACAUCCCAGAGCUGGUGUCCAUGUGGUCAGAGCAACAACACAUCCCAGAGCUGGUGUCCAUGUGGUCAGAGCAACAACACAUCCUAGAGCUGGUGUCCAUGUGGUCAGAGCAACAACACAUCCCAGAGCUGGUGUCCAUGUGGUCAGAGCAACAACACAUCCUAGAGCUGGUGUCCAUGUGGUCAGAGCAACAACACAUCCCAGAGCUGGUGUCCAUGUGGUCAGAGCAACAACACAUCCCAGAGCUGGUGUCCAUGUGGUCAGAGCAACAACACAUCCCAGAGCUGGUGUCCAUGUGGUCAGAGCAACAACACAUCCCAGAGCUGGUGUCCAUGUGGUCAGAGCAACAACACAUCCCAGAGCUGGUGUCCAUGUGGUCAGAGCAACAACACAUCCUAGAGCUGGUGUCAAUGUAGUCAGACCAAAGGGAAGGGACAGAGAGAGGAUAGAUUAUAAAGAGGGAGAGAGAGAGAAAGA